AUGACCAUUAAGAUCGGUAUCAACGGUUUCGGACGCAUUGGUCGUCUUGUCCUCCGCGCAGCUCUUGCCAACAAGAACGUCGAAGUCGUCGCUGUCAACGAUCCCUUCAUCGACCUCGACUACAUGGUCUACAUGUUCAAGUACGACUCUACCCACGGUCGUUACAAGGGUCAUGUUGAGGCCAAGAACGGACACCUCAUCGUCGAUGGCCACAAGAUUGCUGUCUUUGACAAGCGCAGCCCCGAUGAGAUCCCCUGGGGUGAGAAGCACGCCGAGUACGUCGUCGAGUCGACCGGAGUCUUCACUACCAUCGAAAAGGCCUCGCUCCACUUGAAGGGCGGCGCCAAGAAGGUCGUCAUCUCUGCCCCCUCGGCCGACGCCCCCAUGUUUGUCUGCGGAGUCAACCUGGAUGCCUACAAGCCCGAGUACAAGGUCGUCUCGAACGCCUCCUGCACCACCAACUGCCUCGCCCCCCUCGCCAAGAUCAUCCACGACAACUUUGGCAUCACCGAGGCCCUCAUGACCACCGUCCACGCCACCACUGCUACCCAGAAGACCGUCGAUGGUCCCUCGGGCAAGGACUGGCGUGGAGGCCGUGGUGCCAGCGCCAACAUCAUCCCCUCCUCGACCGGUGCCGCCAAGGCUGUCGGAAAGGUCAUCCCUGAUUUGAACGGCAAGUUGACCGGUAUGGCCUUCCGUGUCCCUACCCCUGAUGUCUCUGUUGUUGACCUGACUGCCCGCCUGGCCAAGCCUGCGACCUAUGAGCAGAUCAAGGCUGUUAUCAAGAAGGCUUCUGAGAACGAGAUGAAGGGUAUUAUGGGAUACACCGAAGAUGAUGUUGUCUCGACCGACUUUAUUGGUGAUACUCACUCGUCCAUCUUUGAUGCCAAGGCUGGUAUUGCCCUUUCGGACACCUUUGUCAAGCUGGUUUCGUGGUACGAUAACGAGUACGGUUACUCCACCCGCUGUGUCGAGUUGAUCGAGUUCAUGGCCUCCAAGGAUCACCACUAA
Molecule: messenger RNA, 1011 nt
Organism: Linnemannia hyalina
Lineage: Eukaryota; Fungi; Mortierellomycota; Mortierellomycetes; Mortierellales; Mortierellaceae
Source: the annotation of a GenBank genome assembly